GGGAUUCAUGGGAUUUCGGAGCUGGAUGGUGUUCGUUCGUUCCUGGGCUGGCGAUUGAGGAGAGAGCUGCGGGGAAGGGAAGCAAAUAGCCCAUCCUGUAUUUGUUGGGGAUGGUGUGCGUCAAUUAAAAAAACCACACCAUAUCACCCCUCCACAUCCUCCUACUGUAUGCCAUACCUUCCUGUACCAUCCAUCUGACCGCCAAUAAACUCCACCUGUGGUAAUCUAAUCCCUGGAUGUCAGCCUCUCCUUCUGACCGAAGAUAGUUACUAUUGCAGCACACCCCAGCAUUAAACUGACGUACACCAUUCUGUACAAAGUGGUCCUUCGAGCCGGAUGUGCUGCACCUGCAUGACAUGGCUGCCUCCAGAGAUCAGGAUGAUGCACAAAGUCCCCGUCCUAGCAGGAGCCAUCGAAUCCCUGGACAUCUGGAGGACUAUGAGUUGUCCUACCGUACCCGUGGGCCAAGGCUGUCACCCAAUCUAACAGAGGAGGUUAUGAUGGCACCGUCAAACUCCCACUACACAAGGAGGCCGGAUGUGGAAGAGAUAAGAUGGCGAAGAAUGGAGGAUUGUCUGAUUAAUAUCCAGCAUCAGAUGCGAUCUCUGCAAGUGACUGUAGCAGAGUCCCGUGACCUUAACAAACGGGUGCAGCGACUAGAGCAGCUCACCCCUCCAGUGCCAAAGGGGCCAUUAAUGGAGGUGGAACCAAUGGCUUCAGCUGUCUCUACACCAAAUCCUACGGAGAGGGAGCCCAAAUCGAUUCAGGAGGGGGAGAGAAUUACAGAGCCCGUCCUUGUGAUGUCAGCUCCUUUAGCCCUACUCCCUGGCACUUCCACUGCACCCGUUGGGCCACCCACAGAGCUCUCUAUGGAAAGAUCAGCGUCUGCUCCGAGAUUCACUUCACCAUGUCCUGACUAUCUUCUCACACCAGUGCAUCCAGCAACUCCUGCUCCACCUGCUGUAGCCAGCACUGCAGCUCCACCAGCAAUACAGAUGUCUGGGCCUCCUGUGCCAUCGCAGACACCUCAACCAGACCCUCCCUUAGUGGCCCAGCCGGCCACUAUGCAACCUUCUACUGCAAAGGAGGACGUCACUCGGGGUUUCCAGCCAUGGAUCCCCCCACUUCGCCCUCUGCCUCAACAGCCUCGAUAUGCUUCAUUCCAACCUGUGCUAGCUGCACAGGGACUUAGACCUCCACCAGGUAUGUUCCCAGCAGUAAACCACACGAGUUCAGAACCCAGUAUGUUGGAAAUGGUGAUUGCAUCCUCCUAUGGCCUCCCUAAACCUAAGCUCACUGUUUUCAGUUCUGGGAAGGAGAGUGACUUUGCCUUACUGAAGAAAGGACUGGAUAGUGUUCUUGGGCCUCACAAGCACUUGUCCGAGGAUUACAAGUAUCAGAUCUUGCUAGAUCACUUGAAGUUCCCAAGUGCAUUCCAAGUGGCUAAACGCUACAUCCAUGACCCAACUCCAUAUACUAGUGCAAUGAGGGCUCUUGAGCAGAAGUACGGCCAGCCAAGACAACUGGUACAGAGUGAACUCAGCGCCAUCCUGUGCACACCACACAUAAAACCAGGUGACUCACAAGCCUUUGAAGCUUUCUCCCUGUCAGUUGCCAGUCUAGUGGGGAUGCUUACCACGAUGGACGGGGUGGCAGAGAGUGAACUCCACUGUGGAUCCCACGUAGACCGAUUACUCACCAAACUCCCUCUGAGUUAUCGGGAUAACUUUGCAGAGUACUGCCUUAACCGAGGGAUCCUGCGGCCCGGAUCAAAUCGCACUUAUACCCUCUAUGAUCUAGCCGAGUGGUUGGAGCGCAAGACCCAAGCAAUGCAGGUCUCCCGACGGGCCACGGAGCUGUAUGCCUCAGAGAAGCCCUGGUUGGAGGGGAAAGUCAGUAGGCACUUGGAAACAAAACCCAAACCCAAGUUGGCCUCUGUGUAUUAUGGACCUGAAACCACGGCCACCAAACCACCUGCUUUGGCCCAUCCAGGUCCGAAGAAUGUUGCAAUGCAGAAGAAAAGAGAACGUUUCAAGCCUUACUGCCCUUUCUGUGAAGGGACAGAGCAUUACUUGAGUGGAUGUAAUGAGUUCUCCCGGCUGGAUGUGGCUGCGGUUGUGGACUGGAUCAGAGACAAGAAUAAAUGUUGGAGGUGUGGCAGGAACCAUUCUGCUGACAACUGCACGCUCAAGAAACCCUGCAGCACCUGUGGUGAGCAACACCUCCUUGUAUUACAUGGCCUUGCCAAGGCUAAAGAGCAGAACCCCAGUAUCCUGACCAUGUGCACAGCAUCCAGUGUCAUCUAUGUUGACCAUUCCAGUCACUCUGGGAGAGUGAUGUUGAAGGUGGUAAGAGUUCAACUCCACAAUGGGAAAAAAACCAUGGACACCUAUGCUGUGCUGGAUGAUGGUUCAGAGAGAACCAUAAUAUUGCCUGCUGCUGUAAAGUUCCUCGGCCUAGCCCCAACAGACGAGACUCUGGCCCUCCGAACCAUCAGGCAGGAUGUCCUGCAGCUGCAUGGGGGAAGCCUAUCAUUGGAGGUGUCCACUAAAGCUAAGCCGAAGGUGAGGCAUCAAAUACUAAAUGCAUUCACAGCAGAACAACUGGCUCUGGCAGAGCAAUCUUGCCCGGUGGAAACACUCAAAAGGAAGUACAGUCACCUGCAACGACUUCCCCUCACAGGUUUCAGCAAGGUGAAACCUAUGAUCCUGAUUGGAUCAGAUCACCCGCACCUUAUCACUCCGGUAUGCCCAGUGAUUCGUGGACCACCUGGAGGGCCAGUAGCAGUCUGCACGGAGCUGGGGUGGGCGCUGCAGGGACCUGCCAAGAGUCUUCCACAUCCAGCGGCUGGACAGGCAUGCUUGCACUCAUCAUUCAUCCCACAGACAUCAGAGCUCUCCAAGGAUGUUGAGAGGCUAUGGCAGCUUGACGUCCUCCCUUUUAGGAAUGAAAAGGAGGUUACCAGGUCCAAGGAGGACCAGCAGGCAAUCGACAUUCUUGAAUCCAGGACAGUCCGAGUACAGGUAGAGGGAGUCCACCGAUAUGCUACUCCCUUGCUGCGCCGCGCAGGGUUUCCUCAGGUGAAGGCACCUGAAGGGGCUGUCAUGGCUCUUCUGAGAGCCAAUGAGCGUCGGCUACGCAAGGACCCCAGCAGAGCACAGACAUACAACGAAGAGAUCAAAAAGCUGGAGAAGGCAGGCUAUGUGGUAAAGCUGACUCCGGAGGAGGUGCAUGGUUCCACUGAAUCCUGGUACAUUCCACACCAUCUUGUGCAUCACAACAACAAAGCCCGCCUAGUCUUCAACUGCUCCUUCCUGUACCAGCAAACUGCCCUUAAUGACCUCCUGCUGCCAGGCCCCACGCUUAGCCCCUCACUCCUUGGUGUGUUAAUCCGAUUCCGCCAGCAUGCUGUGGCCAUAAGCGGUGACAUAAAGGCCAUGUUUCAUCAGGUGCGCCUGCUUCCCGAAGAUCAGCCUCUACUUCGCUUUCUGUGGAGGGAUGGACAGCAGGAGCGCCCACCUGAUGUGUAUGAAUGGCGAGUGUUACCAUUUGGUACAACCUGCAGCCCCUGCUGUGCCACUUACGCUUUACAGCGGCAUGUGCGAGACCACCGUGAGGGGAAUGAGGAGGUGUAUGAGUCUGUCCAUACAGCUUUUAUGUCGACAAUUGUCUGCAGUCUCUUCCGACUCCCUGCCAGGCUAAACAGCUACUGGACCAAAUGA
Molecule: messenger RNA, 3722 nt
Organism: Oreochromis niloticus (Nile tilapia)
Lineage: Eukaryota; Metazoa; Chordata; Actinopteri; Cichliformes; Cichlidae
Exons: 2
Coding region: 357-3722 (1121 amino acids)
Source: RefSeq, a predicted model, not a curated record